Oncorhynchus mykiss (rainbow trout) is the source of this 6204-nucleotide messenger RNA. RefSeq names its product Ral GEF with PH domain and SH3 binding motif 2 (gene ralgps2). NCBI's taxonomy places the organism in Eukaryota, Metazoa, Chordata, Actinopteri, Salmoniformes, Salmonidae. Gene Ontology annotation, cellular component: plasma membrane. Gene Ontology annotation, biological process: Ras protein signal transduction. Gene Ontology annotation, molecular function: guanyl-nucleotide exchange factor activity. The record is from RefSeq and is a predicted model, not a curated record.
UAAACACCUCCCAUUUGCCGUGUCUGCUCAACCCUCAUUCAAAACAGAUCACAGCUGUUGCGAAGCACACUGCCUUUAGGCGCUUCUGAAAUCUGCUGCCACAACGAAACGAGUGUUUCACCCGAAAAGAGGGACCUGGCACCCAUCUCAGUGUGAGUGCGCACACUGAGGAUGAGGAUGAGGAGUGGUCUCCUGCACUAACAGACUGAUGGUGUGGGAAUGAUGGACCUCCCCAAUGGCCAAUCAGGCAUCACAACUGCCUCUGAGAAGAGCAGCAGCUCAGAGUCUCUCAGUGAGAAGGGUUCUGAACUAAAGAAGAGUUUUGAUGCCGUCGUCUUCGAUGUCCUGAAGGUCACCCCGGAGGAGUAUGCAGGUCAGAUCACACUCAUGGACGCUCCAGUGUUCAAAGCCAUCCAGCCUGAGGAGCUGUCGAGUUGUGGCUGGAACAAGAAGGAGAAGCACAGCUCUGCUCCCAAUGCUGUGGCCUUCACCCGCAGAUUCAACCAGACGACUUUCUGGGUGGUGAGGGAGAUCCUGCAUGCUCAGACCCUGAAGAUCAGAGCUGAGGUACUCAGUCUCUACAUCAGAACUGCCAAGAAACUGUGUGACAUAAACAACCUGCAUGCAGUGAUGGCUGUGGUGUCAGGCCUACAAAGCGCUCCCAUCUAUAGACUCUCCAAGACAUGGGCGUUGUUGAGUCGGAAGGACAAAACAACGUUUGAGCGGUUGGAGUAUCUCAUGGCCAAAGAAGACAACUACAAACGUCUCCGAGACUACAUACGCAGCCAGAGCAUGAACUCCUGUAUACCGUACCUGGGGAUGUAUCUGUCUGACCUGACAUAUAUAGACUCAGCGUAUCCCUCUACUGGCAGCAUCCUGGAGAAUGAACAGAGAUCCAACCUCAUGAACAACAUCCUGAGGAUAAUAUCUGACCUGCAACGCUCCUGCACCUAUGAUAUACCAGUGUUGCCUCAUGUCCAGAAGUAUCUCAACUCAGUCAGGUACAUUGAGGAGCUACAGAAGUUUGUGGAGGAUGACAACUACAAGUUGUCGUUGAAGAUUGAGCCAGCCACCAGCACCCCUCGCUCUACUGCCUCUAGAGAGGACCUCGUAGGUCCUGACGCUUCUACGUCUCCUCUCUGUGGCCAUAAGGGCCACAUUGCAGACGGAACCAAAAUCCCUCCCACGCCCCCCUCCCCUAGGAACCUCCUCCCCUACGGACACAGAAAGUGUCACAGCCUGGGCUACAAUUUUAUCCAUAAGAUGAAUACAGUGGAGUUUAAGAGCGCUACGUUCCCCAACGCUGGUUCUCGUCAUCUAUUGGACGACAGCGUCAUGGAGAGCCACACCCCUGCAAGAGGACAAGCUGAGAGCUCAACGCUCUCCAGCGGCAUCUCACUAGGGAGCAGUGAAGGUUCAGAGCUCAGCGAGGAGAUGUCCUGGCCAGCCUUUGAGAGGACUCGGUUCUAUCACUCUCUGGGGCCUGUGACCCGCGUGGCCAGAAUCCCCUACAGAGGAGGCCUGAGGCCCAGCAGCUCGGCAGAGUCUGAGGAGUUAGCGGUGCACCUGUACCCUGGAGCCGUCACCGUACAGGGAGUCCUACGACGCAAGACUGUCCUCAAGGAGGGCAAGAAACCCACGGUAGCGUCGUGGACCAAGUUCUGGGUGGCUCUGUGUGGAACUCAGCUCUACUUCUACCCUGCCAAGUCCCUAAAGGCCACAGAGAGAAAGCAUUUCAAGUCAUCUAGCAGUAAGAGCGUGUGUGUCGUGGGGUUAAUGGCCAUCAUGGCAGACGACCCUGAACAUCCCGACAUCUUCCUGCUCACAGACUCUGAACAUGGUAACACCUAUAAGUACCAGGCAGGGAACAAAAUGAACGCCCUGCUGUGGUUCAAACACCUCAGUGCUGCCUGCCAGAGCAACAGACAACAGGUCCCAGCCAAUUUGAUGUCCUUUGAAUGAUUGCUGCUGUAGAGGACAGAACGAUAGAGAGAGAGAAAAGAAAGGAAUAGGGGAGGAGAUGAGAAGGAGGGUUAGUGACUUAGCAGCAGGAGCUUUCACUGCCAUGACCCCUGACCUAUACACCCUGACCCCAGCCCCACGGCAACCCCCCCACUGCCACCACUGCCUUAACUUAAGGAGCCGUGUGUGUGUAUGAGUGUGUUGAAGCAGUGGUUAAUUUGGCUGCGUAGAUUACUGAAUGGGGAACUACACCACUUCUCCUUUCUUGUUGUCUCUGUCUCUUUUCCAGUGGACUAUCAACCUCGUGGAACUAUGGGAUGUCUCCUCUCCUCUUUCUUGGGAUGGAUGGACAUUAUUUAUCCUUCAUCACUCCCCGUCUUCUUGACACAGCGUGGUCUGGUGGAAGACAGUCUGCACUUUGUAGGGCAGGACUUACACAACAACACACUCACAAACAACACUGGACUAAGCCAAUGGAAUGGGAUUUUAAACACUUUUCUUUAUCACACUUUGACUCACACACACACAAGACCCCAAUGGUGUCUUUACACACUUGACAUGAGUUGGGCUCACAAAACUGACACUUUUCGCUCAUUCACAAAUGCACAAAUGUACACACAAGCACACACACUCGGACAAGGGGGAGUGAGCGUGUGAUUGCAGCAUUGUGAACAUGAAGGGCUCUGAUUCUCAAUCUAUUCCAGCAGAAUCUACUCCCACACACACGUCCUGAAUGUCUCCAACUGUUUUAUAUUCCAGAGCCUCCCCUUCUCGGGUCUAUGUAUGUGAGCGCGUAUGCUAGGUCACAUCACCGAUACCAUAAACCCAGUGUCUAAGCUUUCCUCUAUUCCACUGUUAUGGACCCAGUUAUAUCUCUUUUAGAAAUAGGCUUUUGGGUUACUCUCUGGACAGCCGUCUGUGCUCUGUCCACUUGUUAAGGCUCUAGAUUCCCCAGAACACACACACACAUUAACACUAAAGACUUGAAACUGUGAAAAGGUGAACGAUAGAGCAGAGUGAAAGAUGGGGGAGUGUUGAAGGGAUACUUGGGGAUUUUGGCAAUGAGGCCAUUUUAUCCACUUCCCCAGAGUCCGAUGAACUCAUGGAAACCAUUUGUAUGUCUCUGUGUCCAGUAUGAAAGAAGUUGGAGGUAGUUUUGCGAGACGAUGCUAACUAGUGUUAGCGCAAUGGCUGGAAGUCUAUUGAUAUCUACUAGCAUGCUAACAGAUAGACAGAGACAUAUAAAUGGGAAGUGGUUAAAAGGCCCUCAUUGCCAAAAUCCCCAAGUAUCUCUUCAACACCAGACAAAUGAUUUUCUCAACUUCUUGUUUUGUUGUUGCUUUAACAUGAGUGGGAGAUUCAGGUCCUGAGCUAACCUGCUUCACAACUCUUGAGUGUGUGUUUUAUACACACAGACUGCUACACACACGCACACACUGCUGCAGACACACACAUGAAGCUAUCUGGAGCCAUUCAGAAUUAAUUUUAACGAUUUUGUUUAGUGUUUUAGUUUCCUUGGUGUGCUGGAUGUAUUGGCAGUAUUACUCUGUAGAUGACAUGCAAAUGUCUAGCUUGUUUUAAUUGUCUGUUACAUUUCUGUUACAUUUUAUUUUUGGUUUCUUCACUUUUUCUGACAAUUGUAUACCUUUUUUUUUAUUUACUUGUUUUUUAUUUUAUUGUUGUAGUUUUUUAAUGUUUUCUCACCUAUGAGUUUCUCACAUAGGAGUACGGUACAGACCUACUACACUCUAAGGCAGAGUUCCCUGGCAGCCUCUAGACCUUUCCCCUGGUCCAUACUCCUGGCAUCUUCACAGGGGUGUGCCAAUGUACCAAACACAUUUUAUUUCAGAUUUGGGAGCAAGUGUUACAAUUAGAACAAAUUAAAUGAAUAUGUUUUUGGGGAAAGGAAGAAGGAUGGUGUAGUAACAUAUAUUCUGAUACUAGUCAUCUCAGAAAGGACUUAAAGCUUUAAUAGUGAUUUAUCCUACAUUAUAAACUGGGUGGUUCGAGCGAUGAAUGUUUAUUUGGCUAAAGCCGCGGUAUAUCAGACCGUAUACUGUACCAUGGGUAUGACAAAACAUGUAUUUGUAUUGCUCUAGUUACGUUGGUAACCAGUUUAUAAUAGCAAUACGGCACCUUGGGAGUUUGUGAUAUAUGGCCAAUAUACCACGGCUAAGGACUGUAUCCAGGCACUCCGCGUUGCGUCUUGCAUAAGAACAGUCCUUUGCCGUGGUAUAUUGGCCAUAUACCACACCCCCUCGGGCCGUAUUGCUUAAUUCUCUCCUGUCUCUGUCUCAACUUGAUAGUCAGGUUAGGUCCUGACUUGUAACAAUGAUUUACAUCUCCCAUCUGUUCCUAUAGCUAUGUUUAUGUCUCUUUUAGUUCACAUGUCUAUUGUCUACUUACAAUCGGAGGUCCAGCAAGUUCGCAUAACAUUCCUCACACCUCAAACUGACACUGUACUCUAGCAGCAAGAGACUCCAUCUCCCAUGGGCCUUGUGUGGCAGCUGUUGUCUCUUAGGUCCUCUAGAGGCUGAGCUAAUGGGAGUAGGUAGGUAGAACUUAUCCCUAACCACUGAUAUAUAGGGCCAGACUUUUAUUCACCCCCUAAUGGCUUGGUGUAAUCUGAUCCAAGAUGGGCAACUUCUACAUACUCCAUUUCAAUGACCUACAGAGGCUCAUUUCAGAGGGUCAACUCCUCAGCUCCUGGUAGUUAUCCCAGCAUGACCCCACACACACACAUCUACAGCAUCAGCUCCAUUAACAGCUACGCUCCAGCAGGGCUCCACAAACGAGUGGAUGAGGAAGCCAGAGAAAGAGAGGAAUGAGAGGGGUAGUGUUCGUGGUACAAAGGGAUGAGAGGAAAGUAAUAGUAUGAGUGUGUAGAACUUUUAAUUUGUAUAUUUUUUUAAUUAUACCUUAUUAAGAUUAGAUAGGCAGAGCCUCUAGGCUGUUAUUUCCUCACUGUUGAGCAGUGUGUAGAGCUCUGUGGGAAGUGGUAUGGCAUAUUCUAUGUGGAGUGAGUAUGAACAGAGAGUUGAAUGAAUCUAGUACAGAUGGUGGGGUGCAGGAGCUGGACAGCGACGCAAUCGGACAGAAGCUGCCCACAGAAGACCAGCAGAGGCGAAAGCAGUCUGUUUCCCCUCUGUUGUCCUCUUUUCCACUCCCAUCUCUUGUUUCCUCUCACAUCACUACUCACCUUCUCGUUCUCCUCUGGACAUAGAGGGCUUCAAUGCAAGAUGAAAAGGGUGAGAGAUGAAAUGCAGGAAAGAUAUUUUCCCAUGUUAGUGUCGUGUCAAACAGGGCGUGAGUGAUGUUUGCAUGUAUACCAGUGUCAUAACUAACUAUUAUAGGUAAAGGGUUAGGAGUGCCCUUGAGCUUUUACAAUCUGUUAGGGUGGGCCUUUUGUUUCUGAGAACUUUCUGAAUGUCAAAAAGGUUUGUGAGGUUUCCACAUUAUAACCAAAAUUUACAAGGUUUCUGUGUCAAUGUACAAAUGCACAACCGUGUGUACUGUCUGAGUGAAGUUGCUUUUUGGAUUUGUCUGCAGCUCUCAUUUUUAUUUUCCUUUACAGUUCAGCUGAGGUGACUGGUUUACACAGGAGGGGGGUGCUGUGGUGUUGCGUGUGUGCGCUGUAGGAAUGGAGAAGUUGCCUGUAGCCAUAGUUAAGCAUAUUCCCUCCAAAUCCUAAUUUGAACCAUAGGGAAAAUGUGUAACUGACCUUGGAUCAUUGUCUAGGGCGACAUCUACCUACUCUACUCCAUAUGGCUCAGUUGGAGAGUGAUGUUUAUGAUGUGUUGAAGACGUCACUUAGCUCUGUCCAUGCCCCAUGAACUGUGGGGUGUGUCCAUGUGCCAUCCCUCUACCACCUGUACCCUGACCCUGGUGAGGACCCACCCAUGUCAUGUGGCCCAGGUUUGCACUAUGACCUCUGAACUGAGUGAUGUGACCCGAGCCUCAUCCAGACAACCAAUAAACACUCUGCCCUUUUUAUACUCUGUCCCUUUGGUUCGCUUUUAUUUAUUUAAACAUGGUUUCAGCUAAAUGUGGUGUAUGAAUGUGUGUGUAAGGCCAGGAAUUCUGACCUACCACAUUAACUGUUAAACCACAUGAACUGUUAAAUGUCCUGGACAGUGCUUGUGGUUAGAAAAGAAAAUGUGUGUGUCUAAGCUGGUGUUAAUACAUUUUAGGUCCUGAUUGACCUACAAUCCUUCCUACUGAAAUAAACCUACUUGAAUUGUU